AGGUUCCCAAAAACAAGAAAACCCCCAAAUUCUUUCCCACCACCAAUCCUUUAUGAUUCUUCCUUUUCAUAAAAACAACCACAACCCAAUCAGGAUUUUGAUUCCCACCCAAGAUUGGCCUUCACUUUUCACCCACAGGGCAUCUUUGUUUUUUCUCCUAUUAAUCUUGGCUCUCUCCUCCUCCUUCCCCAUUGAAGCCAUGAAGGUCCAUCCAAUCCCCAAGAGGCGCAACAUCUCCAUCCAGUACCAUUCAAGAAGCCCACUCUCUGAAGCCCAGGCCCUCCUCGGCCUCACCCACAAGAAGCUCCGCCGCCUCCCCCAUGUCUUCAGCCGCGUCCUCGAGCUCCCUUUCCGCUCCGACGCCGACGUCCUCAUCGAGGAGAACCCCGACUGCUUCCGCUUCGUCGCCGAAACCGAGAGCUUCGGCCACGACGUCAGGGCCCACACCGUCGAAAUCCACCCCGGGGUGACCAAGAUUGUCGUCAGGGAAAGAGGGUCCGCGGCGGAGCUGACGUUGGACGAGCUGGAGCUGGACAUGUGGAGGUUCCGCCUGCCGGAGUCGACCCGGCAGGAGCUGGCCAGGGCGGUUUUUGUCGACGGGGAGCUCAUUGUGACGGUGCCGAAGAUGGAGGGGAUGGAGAAUUCGGAGGGCGGAGAUGGUGGGGAGGUUUGGGGCUGAGA
This is a messenger RNA of Rosa rugosa (rugosa rose), 681 nucleotides long. RefSeq lists its product as uncharacterized. The coding region runs from base 53 to 679 and encodes 208 amino acids. Lineage: Eukaryota; Viridiplantae; Streptophyta; Magnoliopsida; Rosales; Rosaceae. The transcript has a single exon. The record is from RefSeq and is a predicted model, not a curated record.